GGAAUAUCAAAGUAUAAGUGAAGUGGCCUAGAGACCUACAUUUUGUUUUUAAAACAAAAUAUCGCUUUAAUAGGCGAUUUUUUAAAUAGAAUAGUUCUCAGGACGCUGUGGGUGACGUUUUGAACGAUUUGCAAGUGACAUUAGGGUGUCGCCUCGUUCUAUUAUCGUGUGUGAUGCACGAAGACGCUCCAAAAAUGAGUGUAGCGCAGAAUCUGGCCGCCUCCACGAGCCAGAACAAGGGUGACGUCGUCAUCAGCGUGCCUCUGGAGUAUGAAAUGGGCUCGGUCGAGCCUAAACAAGCAGAGACGAUUGAGCUCGACUUAAAGAUCGCAUAUGUUGAUCCUCCUAAUGGAACCGGAGGCGAACCGGGAGCUUACUUACCAGCAGCUGGUACAGUUUGUGAUCAAGCUGACACGAAAGAUGUUAUUGAAGAAUUAUGUCCUGUCUGCGGCGACAAAGUCAGCGGCUACCACUACGGACUUCUCACCUGCGAGUCCUGUAAAGGAUUUUUCAAGAGAACUGUACAAAAUAAGAAGGUGUACACAUGUGUCGCUGAACGAGCUUGUCACAUAGAUAAAACACAGCGGAAACGUUGUCCGUUUUGUCGAUUCCAAAAAUGUCUAGACGUCGGGAUGAAACUGGAAGCUGUUCGGGCGGAUCGUAUGAGAGGUGGACGAAAUAAGUUUGGACCUAUGUAUAAACGCGAUCGAGCCCGUAAAUUGCAGAUGAUGAGACAACGGCAGAUGGCCGUGCAGACGUUACGUGGUUCAUUCAGUGACGGUGGACUAGUGCUCGGAUUCAGCUCGCCUUAUGCCUCAGUUCCGGUUAAACAAGAGAUACAAAUCCCACAAGUGUCGUCAUUAACUUCGUCCCCCGAGUCGUCACCGGGUCCUGCCCUGCUGGCUGCGCAGACGCAGCAACCUCAACCACCACCUCCACCAGCGCAUGACAAGUGGGAAGCGCAUUCGCCACAUUCAGCGUCUCCAGAUGCUUUCGCGUUCGAUGCCUCAGCGACCACAGCAGCCACACCAUCCAGCACGGCAGAGACUACCAGUACUGAAGCGCUUCGAGUCUCGCCCAUGAUCCGGGAAUUCGUCCAAACCAUAGACGACCGCGAGUGGCAAAAUUCGCUGUUCGGACUCUUGCAGAGCCAAACUUAUAACCAGUGUGAAGUCGAUCUCUUCGAGUUAAUGUGUAAAGUUCUGGACCAAAACUUGUUCUCUCAAGUGGACUGGGCGCGAAACACCGUGUUCUUUAAGUAUUUAAAGGUUGAUGACCAAAUGAAACUAUUGCAGCAUUCGUGGUCCGACAUGUUGGUCCUAGACCACCUCCACCAACGGAUGCACAACGGAUUGCCAGAUGAGACCACGCUUCAUAAUGGACAGAAAUUCGAUCUGCUAUGUUUAGGUCUUCUGGGUGUACCGUCAUUGGCUGACCACUUCAACGAGCUCCAGAACAAGCUGUCCGAGCUCAAGUUCGACAUCCCGGACUACAUCUGCGUGAAAUUCUUGCUUCUUCUGAAUCCUGAGGUAAGGGGCAUAGUAAACGUCAAAUGCGUCCGAGAUGGUUACCAGACAGUACAAGCUGCGUUGCUCGACUACACACUUACCUGCUAUCCGACGAUACAGGAUAAAUUUGGGAAGUUGGUAAUGGUAGUGCCAGAGAUUCACGCUUUGGCUGCGCGAGGCGAGGAACACUUAUACCAACGGCACUGCGCCGGGCAAGCACCAACGCAGACCCUUCUCAUGGAAAUGUUACACGCUAAACGCAAAUCUUGAAAACCCAGUGAGGAACAAAAAGGAAGACCGAAGAUGCGCCAAGCGCUCCCGACACCACAUCAAAUAGGAUAUUUUACAAAAAAUAUUACUUAUUAAUUAGCUUUAGUUGUUAACUUGGUGUGUGAUUAAAUUAAUUAAGUUAUUGCGCGAAGCGCCGACCGGCGGCGCGGCGCGUGCCUAGUCCGAUUACAGAUAAAACAAAUAUUUAUCUAUCUUAUAUCUGUAACAUAAAUAUACAAAAGUAAUAUACACCAGUCUGUGUAGCUAUGGUUAAUUUAUUUAGCAGGUUUGUUGCGUUAUUUCAAAAUUAUAUAAGUACAUUUGAGUUAACUAGUUUCUCUAAACUCCGGUGCGUAAACGGGAAUUAUAACAAUACAUACUUUAGGAAAGCGUCUGUGAUUAUAAACGAAGAAAUUUGAUGAAAGCAGUUUUUUUUAAAUUAAGUCGAGUACUUGUGCAUAAUAAUGUUAGUUUUUAUUUGAUCGCGUGGCAGGCGGGCACUCCACUCGAUGGGCGAAGACCCGUCUCCCAAUACGAAGUUACUUAUACUACGACUUACCUUCUUUUAAUCUUUAAGCACUUUAGAUUCAAUUUGUAAAUUAUCUUCACUGAUGUGUAUGAUGUUUUACAAAUGUGUUCUCUGCUUUUUGGCGCGUGACUGGCAGCGCGCGACGCCUGGAUUGUUUAUUUGAGAUGUUACAGAAUUUACGAGAGUUUUUUGGUAGGUAGGUACGUAUGAUGAUUUGAAUUAUCUUAAAAUAUUGAUGUUAGAUACUUUAUUAGAUGAAGACAAUUUUCAUCUUCGCUAGUUAUCCAAUAACAAUAAUGAAUAGGAACAACUGGGGCGAUCUUUGUUCACUGUUAUUUAUAUAUUGUCUCAAAGGAGAACCAAACAUAAAGCGGGACAUUGAUAAUAUUUCUAAUAGUAUAUGGCUGCACCUACACCUUAUUUAGGUAUAUGCGCAUUUUAAAGCUUGUAAAAUAUAUACACUAAACAUAUGACUUAUGAAUAAUCGUUUGAUAAGUGUGAAAGUAUCUAUUUAAACUAAUUAAUUGAUAGUAGAAUAAAACUGAGCAGCCGUAUGGUAGUUGAUAUUGUAUCACUCGCUUCAAGCCGUCUGUAAGUUGUACGUCGUUUCCUAUAAUUUGUCUGCAACUAAUAAAGUGUCAAGCACCAAUGGUAGGUAGGUAGUGAUAAAAUAAAAUCGAUUAAUCAAAAAUAAUAUUUAAAAAAUCAACAUUUGUUCUCUUAAAAUAUUAUCUGUGUGUUGUAUAAAUUAUUCAAUGUUAUUUUAUUGGCCAUACCAGUACAAAUCAAAUAUUAUCCCUGUAUAUAACAUAGUAACGUGUUUACAGUGAUUUAAAUCUACUUAUAUUGUAAUUAUGUAAAAUAUUCUCAAAGUACGUGCAAGAAAGCCUUAAAAAUCAUAGAUUUUUAAAGAAAUAUGGGUACUAGCAUCUACCGGCCAACGGUCGAAAAAAAUAUGUAUUUUUAUAAAACAUAUUGUUCUUUAUUAACAUAUAUAAUAUGUUAACUGAAAGUACAUGGUUUCGUAUUUUUCUAACAUAAAUAUAGUAGCGUACGUAAACAAGUGUAAAGAUCAACUAUUAGAAAAGAAAAAUUAUGUAUACAUAAUAUAAAAAGAACUUAUUAUUAUUAUAUCCUUGUAAUUAACCCACGUAAUAAACGUAACAAAUUUAAUUUGAUAACGUUUUAUUUUUGUAAUGAUUGGCGUCAAUUCGGUGGUAGUAAAAGCCCAUUUCAUAAGCCGUAAUAUUUGUACAAUUAAUUUAAAAAUAGUGAUUUUCUUUAUAACUUCGGGUAAGUAUUGGCGAGUUUGAAAAAUAAAUCGAAUAUUAUAAUAUAAUAUGUGUUCAAAAUGCUUGAUGCGAUGGGCUUUAAACCUAGUAAUAAGUACACUUGGGUACGUAACGAAUGUUUUAGUUAAUCUAAAGUGUGAUUGACGGUUUGUGUUUAAAUUGUUUAUAAAUAUAUAUAUAUAUAUAUAUAUAUAUAUAAUGAUAAAGUUAUAAUAGCGUCAUUGCACCAAGUGCGAGAAUAGAGUAGGCCACAUCAACGAGUUAUAAGCGUUACGGAGAAAGUGAUUUUUGCUUUCCAUUUAAUUUUGGCUUAGCUCUUAACUAGCCUUUUAUGUACUAUAUUAUAGGUAAUAAAGAUAUAGCACCGUGUUUAUUCUGUAAUACCGUCCAGUGAACACAGUUAUUUAUCAUCAUGACAUUCUAAAAUAUGACGCUUCACGAAUCUGAUUCAAUUAUUGCAUGAUGGAACAUUCGACAAUCGUCGAUUGAUUGUGUGCGUUACUCCAGCAGUAUAUAAUUGAUCCCUUUAAGAAUUUUAAUUAUUUGUAACAUUUUAUAUACGUAAUUUGGCUGGUAAAAAAAUUUAAAGGUAUCAAUACAUCACGGUUUGACGAAAAAACUAAACUAGGUACUUAUAUUAUAUAAAUUAAAUUAUAUUAUACAAUUUAAAUUAUAUUGUAUUAUAUAAUUUAAAUUGUAUAAUUUUGUUUAAAACAGAAUUAUUGCCUUAAUUCUACUGUUCUCAAAAAAUAAUAAUAUUAUAAACGAAAAUUAGUAAACUUCCAUAAAUAUAUUUUUGUUUUUACCUCAAAAAAAUAUCACAUUGUGUAAUUAUGUAAUAAAAAUAUACCAUACAAAUUCAGAAAGGAGAUCAAAACGUCACUGAACUAACGCACACGAUUGGUUAUGUUUGCGUACUAAAUUUUAAUUUAUUUACAUUCACUUUAGACUUAAAAUGUAAAGAGAAAUAAGCAAUAGCAAUAUUGACCAUGCAAUGCAUAUUAGGUACCUGCUGUUAAAUGUUUUGAACAAAAUCAGAGUUCCUUAAAAUAUUACUACUUAAAAAUAUACAAAAUUAAAAUUGUAUAACGUUCUUAAAAAAAUGAAAUCAUUUUAUAAAAUUUUAAUAUUCGUAGAAUUGACCUCUUUACACAUCAUUAAUGUAAUUUGCUGGAUAACUGAAUUAAUAAAAGGCUUUUCUUUUUUAAUAAUAAUUAUAAUAAAUAAAAACAUUGUGUAUAUAGAAUAGAAACAGGAGUCAUAAACCCCAGGUCGUGUUAUUAUUUUAAAUUAUUGUGUUUUUAAAAAUAUAAAAAUAAAACGUGAAGCUAUGAACAUGACUACUUUGGUCACUAAGGAUGUGCGCCUAAAAUUAUAAUUAAAACAGUACCUACUAAAACAUAACUGGCUUUACUGUUCAAAUGUUAUAAAUCGAACAUCCUUAAUUCAAAGCGGUCCAUUGGUUGCUCUCGCUUCAAUUUGUUGAAUGUUUAUUUUUAUAAUCUCGUUAUGAGUGAAUUGAAGUGAGAUGUAGCUUCACGAGUGUUAGACGCUUUAUCGAAGGCAAAGCUGAUCUGUGAUGGUAUGACAUAGUUAGGUACAUUAGGCUGUGUGUGGGUCUUACUGUCCAUACUCGAGUAGGAUACACAACCAUAGCGCCUGACCAAUUUUUCGGCGAGUUCACAUUUUUUCCACUGCAGCUUUAAAUAUAUGAUUAUAUAAAAAUGAGCCGGUAUUUUAUGUCAUUUGAUAUUUAUAUAGCGCUGUGUUAGUUAUAUAUAUAAAUAUAUAGUAUGACUUCUUCAGAUGCCGUUAUACCUCAACUUUGGAUUCCUGUUAUUAGUUUUGUUUAUUGAUUGUCUUACCAUACAUGGUUACCAUUUUAUACCAGUAUAUUACGAUGAACUGCUAAUCGUUUUGUUCAAAUACUCGACAGUAUUAUUUAUGUUAUUUUACGAUUGCUUUUCAUAUAGCACAUUACUAAUAAAAGGAAUCUGGUUACAUAUUUACAACACAAAUCAGUACGAUUUUAUUCUAUCAAUAUAUGUUUCAAGUAUAUACUACAUAAAUAUUAGUAUGUAAACAAAAUUCAGGCAUCAAGGUUAUAUAUUAAAUGACAAUUUAUGUAUUUACCAUAUUAUAAACGAUAUAAUAUUCAUAUACAUACAACGCAUAAUCAGAAUAUUAGAUGUAAUAACAUUUCGAAUAUAUCCUAAUUAUAUUAUUUUAUUUAUUAUAAUUAUAACCCUGCGUCAUUAAGUGAUAUAGUUUCAAUGGGCGAUUCCUUUAACAACUCGAUACGCGCAACUGUAUUAAAAAUCGAUAUAACGCUAUUGUUACAGUUGAAACAUCUUUCCAAAUGUGUAUAGCUCUUCAACGACUGCAAUUGAAUUGCUUUAAACAGGUAUAUGAUACCCAGUGAUUAAAAACGAUGCAUAGCACGUUUUAUAUUCGUUAACGUUGAAGUUUACCCUGUAACAGAUUUUCAAUUGAUAAUCGCUGGUUGAAUAAAAUGACGCUUAAUAAAACGCGUAUAUGUGAAUAUAUUUUAUAAUAUUGCGUAUUCUUUCACCGGCUUAGUGUUUGGGUUUUAGGUACCUUUGUCGUUGUGCCAUUAGUAAAACGAUUUCACAGGGUUGUAGCAGGCGUACGCACCCGUAUACUCAACUACAAUACAUUAGCCUAUACAAAAUUGUCGAUAUUCUCUAAUUGAUUUGAAACCUGAUGUUUUACAGUAGAUAAAAAAAAUCGAUUACGGAAAUGACAUUUUGUGGUAACCACUGCUGUAUCCAACGCUUCAGUUCUAGCACGAGUCAGACCACAGAACAAUGCUAUUUCCUGUAGGCAAUAACAAAGUCAUAUUUUAAAGGUGCCAGUGUUAGAAUUCAUUAAUUGCACAUUUAUUAACGCUAUGAUAAUUUCCCUGUUUGCUUCAAUUUUCUAUUCUAACAGAAAGCCACGUUCAAUAUUUAACGAAUCAGUUGAUAAUUUAAAAUCUUUACAUAUAAAUCUAAAACCACUAUUUAAUUUUAAGAUUUAGAUUUUAAUAUACAGCGUACAGUUGUAUUUUAGUGUUUAUGGAAGUAUAUCUAUAUUUAUGAAAUAAAUAAGUAUUUUAAAUGGUAAGACACACAAUGAGUGUUCUAUGUAAAUGUACAUUUUGAGUUCAAUUAGAUUUUAAGCGGAUGAUAGAUGCAUCACCGGUUGUUUGUUGUCGAACAGUACUCCGCACUAUUUGUACUAUUCGUGGGAUACUGUUUACGUACACUCGGCCACUGUCUACUCGCUCAGAUUCGCUCGCGCAGUGUAACGUAGCUUUGCCUGUCGCACCGUAUUAUUAAGCUGUCAACAUAAACAUGUCUUUCUUUUUUGUCAGUCUUUAUAAUUUCCAUAUGACAUAGCAUUUAUGAAACUGGUCGAAGCAUUCUAGCAAAACGUGUAUAUUUGAUAAUGACAAAUUAUAGAAUGCAUAAUUACAAAAUAUAGGAAUUGAAACUUAAUACAAGCAUAUCAAGAGUAAAUAUACAAAAAAAAACUUCGUCUAAAUUAAGACAAUCGAAUCUACGCCUCACAUUCUAUAAUCGUCAGACCAUUUCACAGUCAUAAUACCUUUUUAGUUUGGUUAUGUAUUUUCGAUUUUAAAGUGUAUAAAAAUGUUAUGGAAACAAAAUUACAGUAUUUUUGUUAUAGUAUAGUGACAAUUUAAAUAUAUUUCCUCUGUCAUAGGUGCUUAAAGUCUUGCGAAAAAGAACAUGUCAUAAGAAUAGCUUUUUAAUACAGUAUCGAGCGUAGGAGUUAUAACAUAAAAUGCGUCGUGACGCUCGCGGUGGGAGAGAGGGUACGUACGCGUCGCACACAUUCCAAAAUAGCUAAUCGUAACGAUCAGCGACACGCGUCGAUAAUGCGUUACUAUUUAGUAAGUUAACCACUUUGUUGUUCAUUAACGAUAAGUUAGGUUUAAUCUCAGUCGAUGUUGUUUAACUUUAGUCUGUGUAUAGUAUUCUCUCGGUUAAGUUUAUGUGAGGAUGUGAAUUUGAGCGAAUCGACAGACUAACGAAGGGUUCAUACUAGCUGUAAUUAUUAAGUACCUAAGCGAUUUAUUUCUGUUGCACCCUAACUUUAUUUCGUAAAUCUGUGUUAGUUAUAUAUAUUUUAUUAAUUGUACAUAUAAUAUAGGUAGGUUGAUGUAUACAGUGUUUUUCAAUCAAUCUUAAAUGGUUAUUGUUGAAUCUAAAAUGUGGGGAUGGCAAAUACUAAUGCGAUGAUGCAUUAUGCUGUUGAUAAAUUUAAGUAAAUCUUUUAUCUGAUACCAUAGGUUUACGGCUAUUUAUGUGUUACUGUUGUUUAGAGGGGUGAGGUCACAUCUCGGGGGCCCGGGGGGGUUAAGUCCCGAGGUGUACCGAGGAACAAUUACCUCGCAUCCGGGUCAAGGUCGGCUCUGUCGCACCGAUCAAUCUUAUUGUAAAUCGUAAUACAUAAGUACACCCGAUUAGUUUAGCCACAUAGGCUUGCUGUGAGGCUGCAUUCAAUCUAACUGGAUUUUAUUUUUUUACAAAUAAACGGCACAUCACGCGUUACAUCACGAACAUUUAGUAAAUAAAGUAUAUAGCGAGGCUACUAAGGUUUACAUAUACACGAUCACACUUACUACGAUCCUUUGACAAUUCUUUGAAAUGUGGAAAACAGGGUGUAAGUUUUUAAUUAAUUUUAACAACGUCUCAGCUGAUUUCACGUUUAUUAAGAAUUGUUAGUGGCGUACAAACCGGAACAAAUAUAGCUUGCUACGAGUUCAGUUAGAAUGGAUCAACCGUCUUAUUAUUAUUUUAUAACACAGCCACAUCUGUACCGUGUCAUUACCUCACAUUACAUCUUUUAUACAUUUUAAAAUAGUUAUUGUUGUCGCUAAAUCUUUGAACUUAAUUUUAUUAUUGUCAAAUAUUGUUUAGAGGUGUCUUUUAAGUUUAAAUUUGUAAACACGAUGAUCUAUAUAGAUGGCAAGAUAAAUAUGUAUAUGGCGGUGUCAUAAUCGCCCGUGCAUCAUCAAUGUAUUUAUUCUCGUGGUGAUUAAAUAUUGUGGAGACGCACGAACGCGCCGGCGGCGGGAAUGCUCUUCCGUCGUCGCUCGUUAUUGUAGAAAUAAAUGAUAUUUUCGUUUAAAUAAUUGUGUCUUUAUUUAUAAAACACCUCUUUAAAUACAAGUCUAAUUAUUAGAUCUAUAAACAGCGUGGUUUGCUUUUCUUUAUUGAUAUUUUCGGUGACUUCGAUUUGGUGGGCAUUCGAAAUAGCAAAUCCUAGUCCAGCCAUAACACAGAUAUCCCCCAAUAGAUACCGCAUGAUGAUUAUUUUGUUAAAAAAAUAUAGAUGCCAUUCUUAGCGAUGGGGUAGGUGGAGAGCGAGUUUGUUUUUGACCAGUGCAGCUUGGCCCGACGCGUCCCUAUUGCAAUUACUAUAUACAUCCAACUGCCUCCUUUGCUUUCUUUUGUCUUUUACAUAUUACCAAAAUUUAAUCGGAUUGUCAAUAAUAUUUUUUGCGUUAGUUUGAUCUGUUGUCUAUAAGCACUGUCCAAUCAUAUUUUUAUAUUAUGUAUAAUAGCACCAAUUGGAGGUUAUCUGUGUGCCAUGACAAUGCAACCAUUGUCAUGGCAGAAUCCAUGUUCAAACAAAAUAAACAAAUCCAGGUUAUAACCAAAAAAAUAUAAGUUAUCAAAAUACGAAUAGAAUAUUACAAAAUUCACAAUAGAACAAUGUUUUGUCGACCUGUCGAUGGCGUUAGGAACCGUGGAAACAGUUACACGUGUGGAACUGUGGAACUAGGAAAAACAGCGCCCCUAGCGGCAACUAUUAAGAAUUACAUAAUACAGCGGUGUCCUAUUUUGGAUGUACGGAACGAUUUCAAGAUACAAACACCAACUUACCCUGAAGAUUUGUAGCGCUAUUGUACAGAUAACAUCACGGCAUGUUGUGACAUGUAGUCACAUUUUGAUUUAUAUACGAGGGGUGUUCAAAAAGUAGUGAGAAUGGCUAUAUUAGAGAAUGAUUUUUUUUUUUAUAUAUUUCGACGUAAUCACCCUUUAGGCCAAUACAUUUAGCAGACCGUUUUUCUAGAGCCAAAAUUACCUUUUUAAAAAAAUCUUUAUCUUGAGUACUUAAAAAUCGUUUACGGCGGCCUUCACUUCUUCGUCAUCUUCAAAUUUUGUGCCUCUCAAUUAUUCUUUCAAAUGCGGAAAUAAGUAGAAAUCACUAGGGGCUAAGUCCGGUGAAUAUG
Molecule: messenger RNA, 9864 nt
Organism: Diatraea saccharalis (sugarcane borer)
Lineage: Eukaryota; Metazoa; Arthropoda; Insecta; Lepidoptera; Crambidae
Source: the annotation of a GenBank genome assembly